Pezoporus flaviventris is the source of this 1865-nucleotide messenger RNA. RefSeq names its product transmembrane protein 269-like. The transcript is spliced from 6 exons. Lineage: Eukaryota; Metazoa; Chordata; Aves; Psittaciformes; Psittacidae. Gene Ontology annotation, biological process: phospholipid biosynthetic process. The record is from RefSeq and is a predicted model, not a curated record. Gene Ontology annotation, molecular function: phosphotransferase activity, for other substituted phosphate groups. Bases 228 to 1073 code for a protein of 281 amino acids. Gene Ontology annotation, cellular component: membrane.
UUUUAUUGGCCCCGGUGGCGGGUGCCGGGGACCUUUGGUCUCGCCGCGGUGUCCCGGCGGCAGCGCCCGGCACACGCCGGCCCUUUGCUCGGCGCGGGGCUGGCGGAGGCCGCACCAACUCGUGACGCCCUUGCACAACCGCCGGAGCUUUUCCUUAUAUAACACCGGGAUCCCGGUGAGCGCCGCUCCCGUCCCGGCCUCAGUUUCCCUUCGGCAGCGCCGCAGCCAUGUGGAUGGUGUCACCGCCGGUCGGUGUUUUCCAGUCCACCAAGAAGCUGUUCCUGAGCGAGCGGACGGGACGGGAUCGGAGCCGGGCGCUGGAAUUCAUCCGGAGGAACGCUGCCAACGGGCUCUCGGUGGCCAACCUGGUGGCCGGGCUCUCCUCCAUCCUCUGCAGCCUCAACAGGCAGCACCACCACUCCUGCUGGCUCUUGCUUGUGGGGUUCCUCCUGGAUCUGGCUGACGGUGCUGUCGCCCGGCGGCUCGACGCCUGCUCGGCACUGGGUGCCAAGCUGGAUGAUUUUGCCGAUUUCACCACGUUUGGGCUGGCCACGGCGCUGCUGCUGCAGCCGCAGGGGGUGCUGAGCGGGGCGCUGGCCCUCGCCUAUGUGCUGGCCGUGUUCGCCCGCCUCUGCUUUUUCACCAGCGGUAAGAUGAGCGUUUUUUGGGGGGGGGAAAGGGGCAUUAAGAAAGGGUUUGGGGGUGAUUCCUCCUCCUGGCUCAAUGUGUGGCACCCGGCAGGGAUCCCCUUCACCUACCGGGGGCUGCCCUGUCCCUACGCAUCCUCGCUGCUGGCGAGCACCUUCCUGCUGUCUGGGGGCAACGCUGCCCUGCUGCGGGUCACCGCUGGCAUCAUGAUCCUCUUCAUGCUGGACCGGGGCUGCUACCCCCAUGACAAGGUGCUGGAGUCCCAGCUCUGGAAGAAAGUGGUUUAUGCUGGAGGGGUGGCUGCUGUCCUCUUCUCGCCAGCCACGGUGGCUUCCAUCUAUUGCCUCGCCUGGUCCAUGUCCUACAUCGUGUUCCCCUUUGCCAUCUGGAGCUGCAAAGUCCAACCCCUGCCUAACGCCUACUAAAGCCUUCCUCCACCUCCUCCUCCACCAGCAUCUCCCUUCAUUCCUCUCCAUAUCCAACCCUGUUUAGAAAAGGGAAGAACCGGAGCUGUAGGAACAACUCUGCCCCAAGCACACCCCACGUGCCCCACUCCUCAUAUGGGGGACGAAGGAACCCCCAUCACCCACUCCAGAGACCCCCAAACCCCUUCCCUGUGCGGGGUAACAUCAAAUUUAGGAAUCACUCCCACCGUGUGCUGUUAAUGGAUCACAAGGGGGGGGAUUUACACCUCCAAAUCCGAGGAAGACUCUUAGACUCUUCCCUGGAGGGGAGGAAGCCACUGCCUAAAUGCCCAGAGGGAUUUUGACACCCAAGUCACCAGCAGCACGUUGGGGUUUAUGGUUUUACCCAUCAAACGUGUUUGAUCCCCCCCCUUCAGUGUGAGGUGGGACUGGGACGGAGGGAAGCGAGGUUUAGAUCCACGGAUCCAAACCCUCUGGAACGCUGGAGGAGGAGGAUGGAAGCAAAGCUCAACCGGGAUCCCCGGGGAGGCUCCAACAGCUGGAUCCAGCCCCAUGUCCUGAUCCCAGCACCGGGAGCUCGAGCCGGUGCCUGCAGCUGCGCUGGCACUCGGCCCCGCUCCGGCGCUUCCCAUUCCCAUUCCCAGGGGCACCGGAGCCACACGGGACCAGCACAGGGUUUAUUUAGAAAAAAAACCCAAACCAAGGGGCUCUUUGCUAAUAAAUAACGCGGGGUCGGAGGGGGCCCAGGGCUCACUCGCCCGACGCCUGCAUCUGCCUGCAGAAGGAGUCGAA